Molecule: messenger RNA, 714 nt
Organism: Penicillium concentricum
Lineage: Eukaryota; Fungi; Ascomycota; Eurotiomycetes; Eurotiales; Aspergillaceae
Exons: 4
Coding region: 1-714 (237 amino acids)
Source: RefSeq, a predicted model, not a curated record
AUGAGAUUAUCCAUCUAUUUCAUUGCUAUACUGACUUCGGUCUCAUCCGGAGUCUUAGCCCAGGAUCCAGGUCCAUCUCCUACCGAGUCUAUUGGUUGCGAGCCACACGGAGACCAUUGGCAUUGUGAUGGUCCAGCCUCAACAGCUGUCUCGGUUACAUCAACAGCAGACGAGGUCGAAGUGAGCACCACUGCGCAUGUCACCCCCACGAUGCCUAGUCCUACCGAGUCUGUUGGCUGCGAGCCACACGGAGACCAUUGGCACUGUGACGGCCCAGCUUCAACAGCUGUCUCUGGUACAUCAACAGCAGACGAGGUCGAAGUGAGCACCACUGCGCAUGUCACCCCCACGAUGCCUAGUCCUACCGAGUCUGUUGGCUGCGAGCCACACGGAGACCAUUGGCACUGUGACGGCCCAGCCUCAACAGCUGUCUCUGGUACAUCAACUACAAGCAAGGCUGAAGUGAGCACCACUGCGGGUGUCACUCCCACAAUUCCCAGUCCUACCGAGUCUGUUGGCUGUGAGCCACAUGGAGACCAUUGGCACUGCGAUGGACCGGCUGAGACGGCUGGUGCUUCUGCAAGUGCCUCCGCGAGUGCCUCCGCUGGUGCCUCUACAAGUUCUGGGGAUGAUGAAGGCGGUGCUGGAGCAAUUGGGGUGCACGUUUUCCUGCUUGUUGGGUUGUCGCUUGUCGCUGCUAGUAUGAAUAUUUGA